This is a messenger RNA of Mytilus trossulus (common blue mussel), 633 nucleotides long. Its product is annotated as transmembrane protein 26-like. The transcript is spliced from 3 exons. Bases 1 to 633 code for a protein of 210 amino acids. NCBI's taxonomy places the organism in Eukaryota, Metazoa, Mollusca, Bivalvia, Mytilida, Mytilidae. The record is from RefSeq and is a predicted model, not a curated record.
AUGACAAAGAAGAUGGAAAUAAGAACUUCAAAGAUAGGAUAUAAGAAAGAAGAUGUGUCUGUCAUACCUAUAUAUCUUAACGAUGAAACUUGGAUUUUUGGUUUGGAACACACAUUUCUACUUUGUAUUAUAUUCGGAAGAUGGUUACUACCAAAGGGUUUCUUAUCGCGUGACAAAUUGUCCAGUCUAUUGCUGCUGUUAAUAGGAAAGGCAUGUGACGUAACGGACUUUUUUACUCUCAUAAAUGAGACAAAAGUCCGCGAGGAUACAAAGUUGGUCUAUGCAAUUUUGUCAACUUGGAGUGUAAGCGUAGUCCAGUUUACAUUUGUGCUUACAGAAAUUGAAAGUCCAAGCGGAAAUAGUUCUUCAAGACGAAUAACUCAACUUCAAAAAGUAUUGCUUGGAACAGAUGCCUGGUGUUGCACAAUUUCUAUCUUUAUGGAAGAGUUACCAUUCCUGAUAAUGCGGGCAUAUACCAUAGCGACGCAUAAUAUAACUUCGUACAGUACAUUGUUUUUUAUCACCAAAAAUGUGUUACUGCUUUUAAUGCUGUUUUAUAGAAUUUUAAGUGUAUUUUUUAAAGAGUUUGAAAUUCAUUGGCCCGUCGUUCCGAUUACUAAAAAAAGAAUGUGA